AUCCCAAAAAACAAUAUAUCUAAACCGAAACACCCUUAAAAGUCGCACUGCUGCCGCUUCUCUAUCGUCAGAAAAGAAUCUCUUAUCUCCUUCCCUUUUUAUCCAAAUAAUAAUAAUAAUUAAUAAUAUUCACUUUCAUCAUAUCGAUCAAUAGCUCAAUUCAUCUUCCAUUUUCGUGAUCCAUAUCGUAUUAUUCAUCGAAAAUCUUUUCAGAUUUUACCAUCUAGACCUUUACUUCAACUUAUCCACUGGGAAAUGAGUGCUUUGCAAAGUCGAGUUGUUUGCCCUUCCGUAUAUGGGAAACAAAGUGCGGUUCAUGCGGUUCCUGCAAUUGAGGGGUCUUUAAUGAAGACCAAGAUUCAAAAAAGUGGAAUUUGGGGAUUAAAAGGCGUUAACCGCCCAAAGGUUCAUGUGCGCAAGCAACGUGGAUCAAAAACCGUCACAUGUAGUUUCAGUUCAUCUUCAAAUGGAAAUGGUAGCAUGGCAGAAAGCUUCAAUGAAAACGAUUCAGAUUAUGUCAAUUCCAGUGUCGUUGAAGCUGUUGAGGUGAAGAGUGGCCCUGAUGGUUUUAUAAUCAAAAUGAGGGACGGAAAGCAUUUAAAGUGUGCUCAUAACAAUCCUCAAGGUAGCCAUUUGCCCGAUUACGCUCCGCAUCCAGCAAUUGUACUGAAAAUGGAAGACGGGACGGGCCUUUUACUUCCUAUAAUCGUUUUGGAGACGCCUAGUGUAUUGCUUUUGGCAGCUAUGCGCAAUGUUCAGAUUGCUAGGCCUACUAUGUAUAAUGUUGUAAAGGAGAUGAUUGAUAAAAUGGGGUAUAAAGUCAAACUUGUCCGAGUGACCAAGAGAAUACACGAGGCGUAUUUUGCUCGGCUAUAUCUAACAAAGGUGGACGAUGAAAGCGACUGUGUUAGUUUUGACCUUCGUCCCUCUGAUGCCAUCAAUAUUGCUGUGAGGUGCAAGGUGCCCAUACAAGUGAACAAGUUUUUGGCACACAACGAUGGGAUGAAGGUUGUUGAAUCUGCAAAGCUUGCGUUGCAGAGUUCUCCAGAUGGUUUAACCUAUAAGGAACUCGAUCGACCAAGUGGACAGCCGUGUGUUGAAACCAAGGAGUUUAAUCUUGUACGGAACAUGCUUAUUGCUGCUGUUGAGGAACGCUAUAGAGACGCAGCUCAGUGGAGAGAUAAACUCACUCAGUUCAGAUCUAAGAGAAACUGGGCAUAACAGGACUAUCCAAUCUGUAAAUAAUUGGUCUGCGAAGUUGGGUCGUUAAGUAAAUAAUAAUGGUGUCUAUGUAGUUAUGUAUAAUGUCUAAGGUGUUGUGAAUAUGUGAAUAGUUGAAAAGAUGAUGGAUGGAUGUAUGCUCUUAUGGACAUUUGCUUUCCUGCAUA
Messenger RNA from Helianthus annuus (common sunflower), 1388 nucleotides. RefSeq names its product bifunctional nuclease 2. Gene Ontology annotation, biological process: protein ubiquitination. The coding region runs from base 256 to 1221 and encodes 321 amino acids. Gene Ontology annotation, cellular component: VCB complex; nucleus. The transcript is spliced from 11 exons. The record is from RefSeq and is a predicted model, not a curated record. Gene Ontology annotation, molecular function: nuclease activity. Lineage: Eukaryota; Viridiplantae; Streptophyta; Magnoliopsida; Asterales; Asteraceae.